Anopheles moucheti is the source of this 1774-nucleotide messenger RNA. RefSeq lists its product as uncharacterized. Lineage: Eukaryota; Metazoa; Arthropoda; Insecta; Diptera; Culicidae. The coding region runs from base 137 to 1444 and encodes 435 amino acids. Gene Ontology annotation, molecular function: protein kinase binding; cyclin-dependent protein serine/threonine kinase regulator activity. Gene Ontology annotation, cellular component: cyclin-dependent protein kinase holoenzyme complex; nucleus. The record is from RefSeq and is a predicted model, not a curated record. The transcript has 4 exons. Gene Ontology annotation, biological process: regulation of cyclin-dependent protein serine/threonine kinase activity.
GUGUCGGUGGUAGCAGCGUGCAUUUCUUGUGAUUUUUCAUCCUAAAAUAUUGUGCUUUUUUGGAGGCAGAAUCCGCAGUACCUGGCCUACAGGAAGCACUCUUCGGAUGGUGUUGUGAGCAGUGAAUAGGCACAAGAUGAUUGAACACGAACAGCCCAACAUCACCGACACGGAGGUGAUAGAUCAUGAAGAGUUUCUCGAUCGCAUCAAGAAAACGCUCUACUACGGUUCGUCCAAGGUGCGCUGCACCAAAAUCAGCCGACCGCUGGCCGACUACGCAGCGGAUGUGUUUUCUGAAACGCAUCGCGGCCAUUCCCUCAGUCGAUUGAACUUUGCGACUGUCGGCAAUCUAUCCGUGACGCCAUGCUCACUCAUCCUGGCUAUGAUCUAUCUCGAUCGAUUAAACGCCACCGAUCCGACCUUUGUUCGCCGCAUCACACCGUCGGAAUUAUUUAUAGUAUCAAUGAUGGUCUCGACUAAAUUCUAUUGCGGUUACGAUGAGGACAUCUAUCUAAGUGCCUGGGCCGAGUAUGGAAAUAUGACUCCGGAUCAAAUGAAAACAUUGGAACUAGAAUUCUUGGACGCAAUGAAUUGGAAUGCGUACGUCUCCAAGCGAGAUUUCUUUGAAAAAUUAAAGUCGGUUGAAAAGGUACUAGCAAAGCGGCAAGGUCUCACCCGUGGCUGGUUAACUUACACCGAGCUUAUCAACUUUCUACCUUCCUUUGCGAUGGCCAAACAGUUGAUACACUAUAGCACCGUGCUCGCUCUGAGCUAUACCGCCAGCGUAAUGACCAUUGCUGGAGCCUUCCUGUUAGCUAGCAAUCUACAUCUCCCGGGAAACUUGCUGUACCGAGGAGGAUCCACCAGUCUGAAAGGCAGUAACAACAUUUCCAGCCACCGCACAUUGUCUCAGCAAACCCGACUCGACAGUAUGAUCGACAGUUCCGCCACUGUCGAUGAUACAAACACUCUGGAAGACUGCAUCUCGGAUGGGACCCUUACCGCAUCGCAGAUAAAUGCAACCCUCAAAGACUGUGAAGCGUCUUUUGCUUCCGGGCAGCAACAGACGCUACUCGAACGAAAUUGGCAUAGUACAAACCACCCAGAGGUUAAUGUUUUCUCACCGUACCGUUACCGGAACAUCCGCUUCAUUUUCGAUCCAGCCGGAGGUAAUAAUGUGGUACAACAGAUAGAUUUUAUUCAUUCCGAGCACGAGUCUAAUCACGACCCGGAAAGAGGAACGAAUUUCGAAUCAGAUGGCGACCCGAUGGCGGAACUUAACGGCCCGGCUGGAUCUCAAAAUUGUUCGUACGAUUGCUUCAUUCCACUGAUCGGCGGCAGUAAAAAAUGGUGUCCAGAAGGAGAGCAAGAGAAUUACGAUGGUAUCUAUAAGCACUACAAGAAGACGUACGAUGUUUUCAGUUCUCUGUUGAAAUUUUUGUAAUGAGCCCCUGAAGAAAAGGCUCUAGAAGUAGAUAGACUAACACACAGAAACCACAUACAUAAUAGAUUUUGUUUCGUUUAAGGAAACUAAAAAAUCAAUCAAUGGCUUAGCUGUAUGAGCUAUAUCAGCUAUUGGAACUCAAAAUUGUUCAGAAAUCUAAUGUACCUUUUGAUUCAUUUCAUUCCCGAAUUUUUACAAUUAACAUUAUUUCAAGCAAAACUAAUUAUUAUAGUUUUUUUUAUUUUACAUUGAAUAAAAACUACCAAUUGUUUCUUUUCUCCUUUAUUAUUAAAUCUGUUGAAUGCUUUUUGCAAUAAAGUUAAUUAUUCA